Messenger RNA from Paraglomus brasilianum, 249 nucleotides. Lineage: Eukaryota; Fungi; Glomeromycota; Glomeromycetes; Paraglomerales; Paraglomeraceae. The record is from the annotation of a GenBank genome assembly.
AUGUCUUUUCCCAACGGGAUGUUAUAUACUACCAAACUUACGACAGCGACAGCGCAAUUGAAAGCCUAUGCCGAAUUAUUCGCGGCGACUGUUACUAAAAUUAAUCAUCAUCAGUCAACCGAAGACAAAUGUCUCCACUUUACCGAGCACCUGUUAUACGUUGACGGUGGCCAGUAUUCUGACGAACAGCAGCCUCUAGCUCGGGCAUCAAAUAAAAUGUAUGAGGCUGCGGAGGCAAAUUUUUUGUAA